GAAUCUUGUUAUAUAAUUUUUCUCCUGAUUUAGCACGUGUUAUUUCUUGAUUACUUCUAGGUCUGUGGUUAUGCGCAUGCCGUUGCAGAGUACGAUUUCCAAUUCGCAAUCACGCAGCGUUUCUAUCACGACUGGCAUCAGGGAGUCUUUGGUUACCGGCUCGCGAAGAUGCUUGCCGGCCGCGGGGUCCCAACCUGGAAGACGGCAAAUGCUAGGUACCACAAGCCGCAGCGUAUUACAGACCGUGUCUGCCGCAUUCCGCGAGUCCUGCGUCGACUUUGUCAGUUUGCGUUUCGAGGACUUGCCUACCUGUCUUAUCAACUUAUUGACGACCACAAGAACUAUAGUGAACUAGAGGCGGGCCUGUCUAACCCCUUUUCUCCCUUACAAUAAGAUUUCGAUCUUGCUCGCACGGGCCGGCCUCAUGCGCGAUAUCGGGCGCAUCCACGCGGAAGUCCUGCGUGACCUGGACGAGCAUCGCGCCAUAACAGGAACAGACCCUAAGGAGAAGGGGCGUCUACGUAACGCUGCAGACUUGAACCUGGACGGUCUUCGUCGCUGCGGCUGGGCUUCGCGGCCCGAGUGAGCGCACAGAGAUUAGGCUACACUCGAGACUUGGACGUAGGUACGGUGGUCUUGGAGUGCAAUAUGCUGAAAAAUGGGGUGUUGUUGAUGUUAAAAAGGAGAAUGAGUUGACGUACCCGGGUCCGACG
Molecule: messenger RNA, 713 nt
Organism: Daldinia loculata
Lineage: Eukaryota; Fungi; Ascomycota; Sordariomycetes; Xylariales; Hypoxylaceae
Exons: 1
Coding region: 71-355 (94 amino acids)
Source: RefSeq, a predicted model, not a curated record